CUUCUUGUCUUCUUGUUGAUUUUUUUUCUCAAGUUAAUUGUAUUUUCUUUUUGAUUGUUGAUGGUUAAAUUAUAAUUGUUCUUUCAAGAUUAUCUUUUGCUGGAAGAAUGUUGUCCCGACUGAAUAAACUUAAUUCUAUUACUUUUCCUUGCUCGAGUAUUUAUAAAUCUUCUUUGAUUACUGUUCGUUGCUCUUCCUCUUCUUUAAAAUCUAAUCCAAAGAUUGAUUCAAAUUUAAAUGGCUCUCGACAACAAUCAACUAACGAUGAUGAGAGUAAUCGGUUAAUUUAUGAAGGACCUUUGAUUGCAAAAAUUAAAUCCGUUAAACUGUUAUCAUUAACAACGAGUUUGUGUGGAUUCGCUGGUCAAACAUACAUUUACAAUAAGAGUUUACAAGAAGGAGCAAAUAUCUCAAUGGUCACUCUGGUUUUCACUUCGGCGGUGGUUCUACUUUUCUCUCUCACUCCUUUGCUAAUUAAUUCAAUUACUAAGCGAUAUGUUUACCAGUUGUACUUUAAUCAGCGGGAGAAAAGUUUCACUGCGUAUACCCUUAAUUUCUUGAAUAGACCAGUGGUAACACAUUUCAAUCAGUCAACUCUUCAAUUAGCUCCGGUUGCUUCACCAUUCACGACAAUUAUGGUUAACAAGAAACCUUUUUUCUUAGAUUUGAAAGACAUUAAAGAUCCGGAUGCACUUGAAUUGUUUACCAAAGAAACUGUUGAUUAGAAAUUAUCUAAAUUGUGAAAUUAUAUUAGAAUACUUUUUGUUAAUUGUUCUCCAUCAAGAUAUGGUCCAUCAAAAUUAAUCACCAUUUAUCUUUAAAAGGAAAAGAUUGUUAAACUGCCAAUCGAAAAUAAAUGAAUUGAUUUACAAAUGAAA
Molecule: messenger RNA, 878 nt
Organism: Panonychus citri (citrus red mite)
Lineage: Eukaryota; Metazoa; Arthropoda; Arachnida; Trombidiformes; Tetranychidae
Product: transmembrane protein 70 homolog, mitochondrial-like
Exons: 1
Coding region: 108-725 (205 amino acids)
Biological process (GO): mitochondrial proton-transporting ATP synthase complex assembly
Cellular component (GO): mitochondrial membrane
Source: RefSeq, a predicted model, not a curated record